UCCUAAAAUUUCCAAUUUUUCAGGGGUAAUCAAACUGAAAGAUGCCUCGCAUCGAAAACGAGCCGAAGCUCGAUUUCAAGGAUGUGCUGCUCCGUCCGAAACGAUCUACUCUGAAGAGUCGAGCUGAUGUCGAGUUGGAUAGGGAAUACGUGUUCCGUAACUCCAAGGCCACCUACACUGGUGUCCCAGUGGUUGCGUCCAACAUGGACACUGUUGGAACUUUCGAGAUGGCUGCCGCGUUGAACAAUCACAAGAUCUUCACUACGAUUCACAAGCACUAUAGUGUCGACGAGUGGAAAGCAUUCGCCGCUUCUGCGUCUCCAGACACCUUCAACAACUUGGCAAUCUCAUCUGGAAUUUCCGAUAACGACUGGACCAAGCUCAACACCGUCAUCACUGAGCUUCCACAACUCAAGUACAUCUGUCUUGACGUGGCCAACGGAUAUUCUGAAUCUUUCGUGGAGUUUAUUCGCCGUGUUCGAGAAGCCUACCCGAAGCACACCAUCAUGGCCGGAAACGUUGUCACCGGAGAGAUGGUUGAGGAGCUGAUUCUGUCUGGCGCCGACAUUGUCAAGGUCGGAAUCGGACCGGGAUCGGUUUGCACCACUCGCAAGAAGGCCGGAGUUGGAUACCCACAGCUUAGUGCCGUCCUGGAGUGCGCUGAUGCCGCUCAUGGUCUCAAUGGACAUGUGAUGAGUGAUGGUGGAUGCAGCAAUCCUGGAGAUGUUGCCAAGGCUUUUGGAGCUGGAGCAGAUUUCGUCAUGAUUGGAGGACUCUUCGCUGGACACGAUCAGAGUGGAGGAGAUCUCAUUGAGCAUAAUGGAAAGAAGUUCAAAUUGUUCUACGGAAUGAGCUCGGACACCGCCAUGAAGAAGCACCACGGAUCUGUCGCCGAGUACCGCGCAUCCGAAGGCAAAACCGUCACAAUCCCCUAUCGCGGAGACGUAAACGGAACCGUUCAGGACAUUCUCGGAGGCAUCCGUUCAGCUUGCACCUACACCGGAGCUAAGCACCUGAAGGAGCUCGCCAAGCGUGCAACAUUCAUUCGUGUCACUCAACAGACCAACGAUAUGUAUGUGCCGUUCGAAGUGCCGACUGUACCAGCUCCAUCGAAAUAAGGAUUUAAAUUGCGUUUUUUUUUAUUUUUUCUAUGUUUUAAAUUUUGCUACACACACUUGAUUGUUUAAGUUUAUACAACCUCUCCUAGCUUUAUCAGCAAUACAUCUUGAACCUU
This is a messenger RNA of Caenorhabditis elegans, 1234 nucleotides long. It is a transcript of the gene gmpr-1, whose product is annotated as GMP reductase. The transcript has 3 exons. Gene Ontology annotation, cellular component: GMP reductase complex. The record is from RefSeq and is marked reviewed. The coding region runs from base 42 to 1118 and encodes 358 amino acids. NCBI's taxonomy places the organism in Eukaryota, Metazoa, Nematoda, Chromadorea, Rhabditida, Rhabditidae. Gene Ontology annotation, molecular function: catalytic activity; GMP reductase activity; oxidoreductase activity. Gene Ontology annotation, biological process: purine nucleotide metabolic process; nucleotide metabolic process.